Molecule: messenger RNA, 960 nt
Organism: Colletotrichum higginsianum IMI 349063
Lineage: Eukaryota; Fungi; Ascomycota; Sordariomycetes; Glomerellales; Glomerellaceae
Product: Monooxygenase
Exons: 4
Coding region: 1-960 (319 amino acids)
Molecular function (GO): oxidoreductase activity
Source: RefSeq, a predicted model, not a curated record
AUGCGCGUCAGUUAUCUUGCCUCCGCCUUCAUCGGCGUUGUCGUUUCGGCGCCCUUGACGCAAAACAUACACUGUCAGAACCCCGCUGUCCGCCAGGAGUGGCGCCUACUUCCCAAAGAAACACAGCAAAGCUACGUGGACGCCGUCAAAUGUCUCAAAACAAAGCCUUCCCGGAUCGGAAGGAACCUGACUACGACGUUGUACGACGACUUCCCCUAUAUCCAUGCUCACCUAGACACUUCAAUUCACUUCGUUGCCUCCUUCUUGCCGUGGCAUAGGUACUUCGUCCACGUGUACGAGAAGGCUCUUCAGGACUGCGGGUACAUCGGAGUCGCCCCCUACUGGGAUUGGACUCUUGACGUUGCCAACGUCUCCACCUCGACGAUCUGGGAUGCCGAGUCUGGCUUUGGCGGCAAUGGCCUCAGACCCUAUCCCAGUGGAUCAGACGCCGAACAGAAUUGUGUCCAGGACGGACCGUUCAAGGACCUCCGCGUCGAGUACAUGGCCCUCGGGGCCGAAGAACAUUGCCUCCGGCGCAACUUCAACAACGGAAGCGAGGAGAUCGGCGACAUGUUUGCGGGAGCUUACACGCCAGAGGCGGUUCAGGUGAUCAACAAUUUGACGGCUUACGACAACUUCCGCAUCGGUCUCGAAAACGGCCCCCACGGCGCUAUUCACAGCUCCAUUGGAGGAGACAUGUCACCCUCUACUUCACCGAAUGAUCCCAUCUUCUUCCUCCAUCACGGCCAGAUCGAUCGCUUGUGGACGCUUUGGCAAAACGAGCAGCUGGAGAACAGGACGCUUGACUAUAGCGGGAUCAGGACUCAGGACCAGUUCGAUGGCACGACACCUCCUGCGGCGUCUCUGGAGGACAUCAUGCCCAUGUACGGGCUGGCGGACGAUGUUGCCGUCAAGGAGUACAUGUCCGCCCAGAGCGGGCCCCUGUGCUACCGUUACUAG